Apiotrichum porosum is the source of this 465-nucleotide messenger RNA. RefSeq names its product Superoxide dismutase [Cu-Zn]. NCBI's taxonomy places the organism in Eukaryota, Fungi, Basidiomycota, Tremellomycetes, Trichosporonales, Trichosporonaceae. The record is from RefSeq and is a predicted model, not a curated record. The coding region runs from base 1 to 465 and encodes 154 amino acids. Gene Ontology annotation, biological process: removal of superoxide radicals. Gene Ontology annotation, molecular function: superoxide dismutase activity; copper ion binding. The transcript has 6 exons.
AUGGUCAAGGCUAUCGCUGUCCUCAAGGGUGACUCUUCCGUCGCCGGUGUCAUCACCUUCACCCAGGAGCAGGAGGGUGGCCCCGUCACCGUCUCGGGCAAGAUCGAGAACCUCGACGCCAACGCCCAGCGUGGCUUCCACAUCCACGAGCUUGGUGACAACUCCAACGGCUGCACCAGCGCCGGCGGCCACUUCAACCCCCACGGCCAGAACCACGGUGGCCCCACCGCUUCGGUCCGCCACGUCGGUGACCUCGGCAACGUUUCGACCGACGCUUCGGGCACUGCCACCAUCUCGAUCUCGGACAAGGAGAUCUCGCUCAUUGGCCCCUACUCGAUCGUUGGCCGCAGCGUCGUUGUCCACGCCGGUGAGGACGACCUUGGCCUCGGUGGCCACGCCGACUCGCUCAAGACUGGUAACGCCGGUGGCCGCGCUGCCUGCGGUGUCAUUGGCAUUGCCGCUUAA